AUGCUUCGACAGUCUCUGGCACGUUCGGCUUGGCGGACCGGCCGGCGGGUCGCAAACGUCUCCCGGACCUUUGCGACCACGCCCCAGCGCCAGGCGGAGGUCGAAUUGACAGUUGAUGGAAAGAAGGUCUCGAUUGAAGCUGGCUCUGCCCUGAUCCAGGCCUGCGAAAAGGCUGGAGUGACCAUCCCAAGAUAUUGCUACCAUGAGAAGCUCAUGAUCGCCGGCAACUGCCGUAUGUGCCUGGUAGAGGUGGAAAAGGCCCCGAAGCCCGUGGCCUCUUGCGCCUGGCCUGUGCAGCCCGGCAUGGUUGUCAAGACGAACUCGCCGCUCACCCACAAGGCUCGCGAGGGUGUCAUGGAAUUCCUCCUCGCCAACCACCCGCUCGACUGCCCCAUCUGCGACCAGGGUGGCGAGUGCGACCUCCAGGACCAGUCCAUGCGAUACGGUGCCGACCGCGGCCGAUUCCACGAGAUUGGCGGCAAGCGUGCCGUCGAGGACAAGAACAUCGGGCCCCUGAUCAAGACCUCGAUGAACCGAUGCAUUCACUGCACUCGAUGCGUCCGAUUCGCCAACGACAUCGCUGGAGCGCCCGAGCUCGGCUCCACUGGCCGUGGCAACGACCUGCAGAUUGGUACUUACCUUGAGAAGAACCUCGACUCAGAGAUGUCUGGCAACGUGAUUGACCUUUGCCCCGUUGGUGCGCUGACGUCGAAGCCCUACGCUUUCCGCGCCCGCCCCUGGGAGCUGAAGCACACCGAGUCCAUUGACGUCCUCGACGGCCUCGGCUCCAACAUCCGUGUCGACUCUCGCGGCCUCGAGGUCAUGCGCGUUCUUCCCCGUCUGAACGAUGAUGUCAACGAGGAGUGGAUCAACGACAAGACCCGCUUCGCCUGCGACGGCCUCAAGACCCAGCGCCUGACCAUGCCCCUGGUUCGACGAGAGGGCAAGUUCGAGCCGGCCGACUGGGAGGAGGCCCUCACCGAGGUUGCCCGCGCCUGGGAGCAGAAGAAGCCCCAGGGCAACGAGUUCAAGAUCAUCUCUGGUGCCCUGACCGAGGUCGAGUCCCUGGUUGUCGCCAAGGACAUGGCCAACAAGCUGGGCUCCGACAACCUCGCCCUGGAUACUCCUACCGGCAGCCAGCCCAUCGCCCACGGUAUCGAUGUGCGGUCCAACUACGCCUUCAACUCCCGAAUCUGGGGCAUCGAGGAGGCUGACUGCAUUCUCCUCGUUGGCACCAACCCCCGCCACGAGGCCGCCGUUCUGAACGCCCGCAUCCGGAAACAAUGGCUCCGCUCCGAUCUCGAGAUUGGCGUUGUCGGCGAGACCUGGGAGUCUACCUUUGAGUUUGAGCACCUCGGCGCCGACCACGCCGCGCUCAAGAAGGCCCUCGCUGGUCCUUUCGGCAAGAAGCUACAGGCUGCCAAGCGGCCCAUGAUCGUCGUCGGCUCCGGUGUCACCGACCACGCCGACGCCAAGGCCUUCUACGAGACCGUUGGUGCCUUUGUUGAGAAGAACUCUGCCAACUUCAUGACCGAGGAGUGGGACGGCUACAACGUGCUUCAGAGGGAAGCGUCCCGAGCGGGCGCCUUCGAGGUUGGCUUCACGACGCCUUCCGCUGCUGUUGCGGAGACGAAGCCCAAGUUCGUGUGGCUGCUCGGCGCCGACGAGUUCAACGAGGCCGAUAUUCCCAAGGAUGCCUUUGUCGUGUACCAGGGCCACCACGGUGACCGUGGCGCGCAGAUUGCCGACAUCAUCCUGCCUGGCGCCGCCUACACUGAGAAGGCUGGCACGUACGUCAACACCGAGGGCCGAGUCCAGAUGACCCGCGCGGCCACCUCUCUGCCCGGCGCGGCGCGAACCGACUGGAAGAUCCUGCGGGCCGCCAGUGAGUUCCUGGGUGCUCCUCUGCCGUACGACGAUGUUGCUGCUGUGCGGGACCGCAUGGUGGAUAUUAGCCCGGCGCUGGCUGCCUACGACGUCGUUGAGCCCGUUGCCCUGCGGCAACUGGGCAAGGUCCAGCUCGUGGACCAGAACAAGGGAUCCAAGGCCAGCGGAUCGCCGCUGAAGAAGGUUGUCGACAACUUUUAUUUCACAGACGUCAUCUCUCGGAGCUCACCAACCAUGGCCCGGUGCUCCGCAGCCAAGGCUACGGGCGACCCGAGGACAAACUUCAUGGCACCGGGUAUGGAGGAGGACAAGCCCAUGGGCCAGAUCGCGUACGGGGUAUAA
Purpureocillium lilacinum is the source of this 2229-nucleotide messenger RNA. RefSeq names its product NADH dehydrogenase (ubiquinone) 78K chain precursor, 5-prime end. NCBI's taxonomy places the organism in Eukaryota, Fungi, Ascomycota, Sordariomycetes, Hypocreales, Ophiocordycipitaceae. The record is from RefSeq and is a predicted model, not a curated record. Gene Ontology annotation, cellular component: membrane. Gene Ontology annotation, molecular function: iron-sulfur cluster binding; NADH dehydrogenase (ubiquinone) activity. Gene Ontology annotation, biological process: ATP synthesis coupled electron transport; cellular respiration.